UGUCUUCUCUCCCAGAGCGGAGAAUUACAGGGUGAGCGGGAAAUUCAAAACCAUCAACGAUUCUGUGUUCAGCCAAUCAAAAGAAAAGGGGGAGGGGCCGGAAAUGUAAAUUCAGUUAAAGGAAACGCCCAUGAGGACGUUAUCUUGUUACAGUUCUCCUUCUGGUCCGCUUAUGUGCUAUAUAAACUAGGACGCCGCGCCUCAGACUUUGUUCAUUCUAUUGUCUACCAACAGGAUGUCAGGACGCGGCAAAGGAGGGAAAGGUCUCGGUAAGGGCGGAGCCAAGCGGCACAGGAAGGUGCUCCGGGAUAACAUCCAGGGCAUCACCAAGCCUGCUAUCCGCCGUCUAGCUCGCAGGGGAGGUGUGAAGCGCAUCUCCGGCCUCAUCUAUGAAGAGACUCGCGGUGUCCUGAAGGUUUUCCUGGAGAACGUCAUCCGUGACGCCGUCACCUACACCGAGCACGCCAAGAGGAAGACCGUCACUGCUAUGGACGUGGUGUACGCCCUCAAGCGCCAGGGCCGGAGGACACCACAGAGUCUGUAUCCGAGGAGCGGGGAAUCAGUGAUCAUGGCCAGGACCAAGCAGACCGCUCGUAAAUCCACCGGAGGGAAAGCUCCCCGCAAGCAGCUGGCUACCAAGGCCGCAAGGAAGAGCGCUCCCGCCACUGGUGGGGUGAAGAAGCCUCACCGCUACCGUCCAGGUACAGUGGCUCUCCGUGAAAUCCGCCGCUACCAGAAGUCCACUGAGCUGCUGAUCCGGAAGCUCCCCUUCCAGCGCCUGGUGAGAGAGAUCGCCCAGGACUUCAAGACCGAUCUUCGCUUCCAGAGCUCGGCGGUCAUGGCCCUGCAGGAGGCCAGCGAGGCUUACCUGGUGGGACUCUUUGAGGACACCAAUCUCGUUGCUGUAGUGGUAUCGAUGUCAGGACGCGGCAAAGGAGGGAAAGGUCUCGGUAAGGGCGGAGCCAAGCGGCACAGGAAGGUGCUCCGGGAUAACAUCCAGGGCAUCACCAAGCCUGCUAUCCGCCGUCUAGCUCGCAGGGGAGGUGUGAAGCGCAUCUCCGGCCUCAUCUAUGAAGAGACUCGCGGUGUCCUGAAGGUUUUCCUGGAGAACGUCAUCCGUGACGCCGUCACCUACACCGAGCACGCCAAGAGGAAGACCGUCACCGCUAUGGACGUGGUGUACGCCCUCAAGCGCCAGGGCCGCACUCUCUACGGCUUCGGAGGUUAAUUCUGCUUCUACUCUGCUCCAUCUCAUCAACCCAAAGGCUCUUGUCAGAGCCGCCCACAUGUUCUAUGGAAAGGCUAGAAUUACUUGUAACUUGAGCGAUCGGUGUUGUGCUCUGGAGGCUGCGGUGUUUGUUCUUCCCAAUUCUGCCUUAAUCUCCGCACUUGAUCAGUCUGUCGGUGUUUCCUGCUCCUUCACUAUCUGCUCCGGGAGAUCUCCCCUGAAUGUUCUGACUACUGCACUCAUCCACCGUGAUUAUCAUUACUCUCACAAUCUACAUCAUUCCUCUCCUCCAUAUUACAUUACUUCCCUUCCUAAAGAGUCCGUG
This is a messenger RNA of Hyla sarda, 1553 nucleotides long. RefSeq lists its product as uncharacterized. Gene Ontology annotation, molecular function: protein heterodimerization activity; DNA binding; structural constituent of chromatin. The record is from RefSeq and is a predicted model, not a curated record. Lineage: Eukaryota; Metazoa; Chordata; Amphibia; Anura; Hylidae. The transcript is spliced from 6 exons. Bases 236 to 1228 code for a protein of 330 amino acids. Gene Ontology annotation, cellular component: nucleosome. Gene Ontology annotation, biological process: nucleosome assembly.